AUGGUGAACGCCGCAGGUGUUUUUCGUAUAUGUUAUGCCUCUUCGACUUCGACCGCCCACUACUACUACUACUACUACUACUACUACUACCACUACUACUACCACUACUACUACUACUACUACUACUACUACUACUACUACUACCACUACUACUACUACUACUACUACUACUACUACUACUACUACUACUACUACUACUACUGA
Messenger RNA from Spirometra erinaceieuropaei, 204 nucleotides. The record is from the annotation of a GenBank genome assembly. Lineage: Eukaryota; Metazoa; Platyhelminthes; Cestoda; Diphyllobothriidea; Diphyllobothriidae.